CUCCGUUCUCACGCGUGAGCGGCUUCUCGUUCAAUUUGAAGACCUCCUCACCAUCUUGUAUCUGGUAUUUUAAUCUAUAAAUUGGUGCCCAUCCCACUGUACAAACGGAGCAUCCACUAGAGUCAAAGACACUUUUCCAUUUCCUUCGAACUCCAUUCCUAUGCAUGAGAACCAUGGCUCCUAAAUCUUACCAACAUGACGGCAAACCCAUUGAUCUUGACGAGAUCCAUGAUUACCUGAUCAGCCUGGCCUUCCGUGCUGGGGAUAUCAUUAACAGCGCUCUACCUACCGAUGAUAGUACUGGAUCAAAGAUGAAUUCUGCUGAUAUCGUCACUCGAUAUGAUAAAGCCGUUGAAACUAUGAUAUCCUCUGCCUUAAUGGAAAAAUAUCCAUCAUACCAGUUUCAUGGAGAAGAGACCUAUGACCCAGCCUAUCCCCUAACCGAUGCACCCACGUUUGUAGUUGAUCCUAUCGAUGGUACGGUCAAUUUUGUGCAUGGAUUUCCCUGCUCCUGUAUUUCUCUUGGAUUCGCUGUUCGCCGUGUACCCAUUGUAGGUGUCGUCUUCAACCCUUUAACACGCACUCUUUAUUCUGCAAUACAAGGCCGUGGGUCAUACUUGAACCGCACCACCAAGCUUCCCUUAAAGGGCGAUGAUAUAGGGCCAUUGAAAGGCCUGGAAAAUUCACUCGUCGGUAUUGAGUGGGGUUCGGAGAGGACAGGUGCCAAUUGGGAAACAAAGGUGCGAACUUUCGAGAAACUCGGCCGAGCAAAGGAAGAUGGUGGUGCAAUGGUCCGUUCGAUGCGCAGCAUGGGUUUUGCGGCGCUGAACCUCUGUGCUGUCGCAGCUGGGACUUUAGACAUAUACUGGGAAGGGGGUUGCUGGGCCUGGGAUGUUUGUGCAGGCUGGGUAAUACUGACCGAAGCAGGUGGUGUCAUGAUAGAUGGAAACCCAGGAACGUGGGAAGCAACUCUCGAUGGAAGAAAAUACCUUGCUGUUAGAGCAUGCUCCGAUGAGAACAGCAGGCUGGAGCUCAUUAAGGAGUUUUGGGGGCAGAUUCAGGGGAGUUUUGAAUACUGAUACCUGCACUUAGCGGAUCAAAUGCUUCGGUCUACCGUGAGUCAGCUAUGUCUCAGAUCAGUAUCAUCGUUUACGGUGUGCAAAUAUACUGUGCUGUGAAUGAGUAAAAUUACAAUACUAUAUACUAUAUGACGUACAUAUGCAUCUCUACAUGCGCAAGUAUUUG
Messenger RNA from Aspergillus neoniger CBS 115656, 1245 nucleotides. RefSeq names its product inositol monophosphatase family protein. Gene Ontology annotation, molecular function: inositol monophosphate 1-phosphatase activity. The coding region runs from base 174 to 1079 and encodes 301 amino acids. Gene Ontology annotation, biological process: inositol metabolic process; phosphatidylinositol phosphate biosynthetic process; signal transduction. Lineage: Eukaryota; Fungi; Ascomycota; Eurotiomycetes; Eurotiales; Aspergillaceae. The transcript has 3 exons. The record is from RefSeq and is a predicted model, not a curated record.